Molecule: messenger RNA, 1225 nt
Organism: Trichoderma reesei QM6a
Lineage: Eukaryota; Fungi; Ascomycota; Sordariomycetes; Hypocreales; Hypocreaceae
Product: glycoside hydrolase family 16
Exons: 2
Coding region: 164-1027 (287 amino acids)
Biological process (GO): carbohydrate metabolic process
Molecular function (GO): hydrolase activity, hydrolyzing O-glycosyl compounds
Source: RefSeq, a predicted model, not a curated record
CUUGACGAUAUACUACUAGCAACUUCAUCUGGCUCAGGAGCCUUGAAUUGUCUCUCCUUUCUCACGCCUCUGUACAUAUCCCCAAAGUUGUAUAUACACAACACCCCGGUACAUAUCUACCAUCCCAUACCCUCCUUUUUUUCUUCUUGAAAACAUAUCCAAAAUGUGGUCUCCCAAGGUUGCCGCCGCCAUCCUCGCCUUUGUUGGCCUCUCCAACGCCUGGGCACCUCCGUCCUAUGGCGGCUUCAACCUGGUCUGGAACGACGCCUUCGCGGGCAACGGCGGCACGUCUCCCAACACAGGCAACUGGAACAUCAUCACCGGCAACCUCAACGUCAACAACGAGCUCGAGACGUACUCGUCCAGCACCAAGAACGUGCAGCUGAGCGGUGGCAACACCCUGCAGCUGGUGCCCUGGAAGGACAGCAGCACCUUUGGCGGCUGGACCUCUGGCCGCCUCGAGUCCAAGUACACCUUCACCCCCCAGGCCGGCAAGGUGACCCGCGCCGAGGCCUCCAUCCGCAUGGGCAGCAACGCCCAGGCCAACAAGCAGGGCAUCUGGCCCGCCUUCUGGAUGCUGGGCGACGUGCUGCGUCACGGCGGCAGCUGGCCCAGCUGCGGCGAGAUCGACAUCCUCGAGCAGGUCAACGGCCAGCCCACGGGCCACGGCACCCUCCACUGCGACGUCUACCCCGGCGGCAUCUGCAACGAGGGCAACGGCAUUGGCGGCCCCGUCAACUUCAACAACCCCAACGACUUCCACACCUGGCGCGUCGAGAUUGACCGCACGUCCAACAACUGGCAGACCGAGACCCUGACUUGGUCCCUCGACGGCACCAACUUCUUCCAGAUCACUGGUUCCCGCAUCGGCAACCAGAACGUCUGGAACAACAUUGCCCACAGCCCCCUGUUCUUCAUCCUCAACGUUGCUGUUGGUGGCAGCUGGCCCGGCAACCCCAACAGCGCUACCCUCGAUGGCUAUGGCGCCAUGAUGGAGGUUGGCUACGUUGCCCAGUACUCUACCUAAAGAGAUUGUUUCUCAGGUAGACAUCUGGUGACGGAUAUGCGAGAACAACGCAGUACAUAUGCUCGAGUCCCCCCCUCGGGUUCAGUGACGGGUUUGGGAGGUUGACCACUCCCGCUCGCCACUAUGCACAUAUAUGCCCUUUUACGAUGUAUAUAUCCUUUUUCUUCCAUGUAUAUAUUGCGCCUUGCGCGCGGAGAU